AUGGAAAUACUGAUGGAUGGACCAAUAUGUUUUUAUCAUCUUGUGUACAUCAGUGUUCUGUCUACAGCUUGUUGGAGUUUGCCUGAGAGAUUUCCAGGAGGGCCACCUCACAACCUACAAAUGGAAUCUCACAAUUUUCAGCACAUUUUGUCCUGGCAGGCAAAAAGUGAUCCAGCCGUGCCAACAUACUAUCGUGUGCUGUACCAUGACUGGAGCAACUGGAUGACUGCUAAACAAUGUUCAAAUAUUACACAACUCUUCUGUAAUCUCACAGAUGAUUUUAAAACGAUUUCCACCGAGUAUUCUACUUUUGUUCAGAGCUUCAUAGGAACUGAAGUAUUCAAUUCUUCUGUACUUCAUUUUGCACCAGAGACUGACACAUUCCUGGGACCACCAGAAGUUAAUAUCAGUUCCUGUCUAAACUGUGUAAAUGUCACCAUAAAGCUACCAACCUCUCACUUCAGAAAAGAUAAAAAGCUGCUGUCCUUAAUUGAUAUAUAUAAGGAGCUCGAGUAUGUUAUAACACUGAAAACAUUCAAUGGAGAGCACAAGAGACCACGUGAGAAAACCACUGAGGAAGUUUUUAGUACUGUCAUUGAAGAAUUGUAUCCAGGUAGAAACUACUGUGUGUCUGUUACAGUCAUUGCAUCUCUAAACAGAAAUUCCAUCCCAUCAGCCUGGAGAUGUGUAACUGCGGACUCUGUAGCUGAACAAGAUUAUCAUACAGUUGCAAUCGCCAUUACUGUAUGUUUUUCACUGAUAUUAGCUGGUGCGCUGAAGUGUAUGCAUGCAGGAGGUUAUAUUCUUCAAAAUAAAUCACUUCCGCAUACCUUGGCAUUCAUCAGAAUAUUAGCCUAUUCACCUUGGACAUACGAACCUGAAGACAUAGUCUCUGUAGAGAUCAUUUACAAAGAGGUUAAAAAAAGGGCAAAUGAAUCCAGUCAUGGUGUCAGUGAUGAAGAUGACAGUGAUGACAGCGACAGCGAUGCCAUAAGUAAUCAUGACUAUACAAGGCGUGGUGUCAUAAGUAGAGCACCUGAUUCUUCUGACGCGCCAAAUGUCUGUGUGCAGUGUGCUGCAAAUAGUACGUGUGACGACAGCAGCAGCCAGGCAAGUGAAAAUCCAGAUGCUGAUCCAGAUUUUGAAGAGCAUGAGAUGGACAUUGAAGAAGACAAGGACUCAAGUUGCAAAUUACUUAAUCCCUUCUCUGAGGUAAACUCUAACUAUUCUUCUAAGCAAAGGAACAAUGCCUGCUUUACCAUUAACUUAAAAACUGUGCUGUUGGGAACCUCUGAAGGGGACGUGGAUAGUUCUGCAGCUCUUCUUUCUCCCCAAGAACAUGUGGUUGACUGGCAAUGUACUCGUGCUUUUGAAACAAAAGUCCUGGAUGACGCAGAAAGCUUGCAGAAACCACACUGUCGUAAGGGCUCUCCUGAAUGGCAAAGUUCUUCUCGUUCUUCUGAUGAAAGUGAGUCAUCAGAUUCAGACAUGGACCAAAAAACCGACUAUAUAAGAAGAUGA
Molecule: messenger RNA, 1521 nt
Organism: Apaloderma vittatum (bar-tailed trogon)
Lineage: Eukaryota; Metazoa; Chordata; Aves; Trogoniformes; Trogonidae
Gene: IFNAR2
Product: interferon (alpha, beta and omega) receptor 2
Exons: 8
Coding region: 1-1521 (506 amino acids)
Molecular function (GO): protein binding; interleukin-22 receptor activity
Source: RefSeq, a predicted model, not a curated record